Messenger RNA from Ceraceosorus guamensis, 846 nucleotides. Its product is annotated as NAD(P)-binding protein. Gene Ontology annotation, molecular function: oxidoreductase activity, acting on NAD(P)H, oxygen as acceptor. NCBI's taxonomy places the organism in Eukaryota, Fungi, Basidiomycota, Exobasidiomycetes, Ceraceosorales, Ceraceosoraceae. The record is from RefSeq and is a predicted model, not a curated record. Bases 19 to 846 code for a protein of 275 amino acids. Gene Ontology annotation, cellular component: intracellular anatomical structure. The transcript is spliced from 8 exons.
GCACCCUCUCUCGCAAACAUGUCGAUGGAGUAUGAUCCCGAAGCCAAGCAGAUUGAACCGCGCCCAGUUCCGAAGGUAGCUUCGAGCCAUGUGUUCGACCUCUUCUCCAUGAAGGGCAAGGUGGUCGCUAUCAGCGGAGCAGCGGCAGGCAUUGGGUUCGCAGCUGCGGAAGCUAUGGCAGAGGCGGGAGCGGACGUUGCGCUUUGGUACAAUAGCAACGACGCUGCCAUCGAGAAGGGAGAGGAGCUGGCAAAAAAGACUGGCGUCAAGGUCAAGGCGUACAAGGUUGGCGUCACUGAUCUGGAAGAGGUGCGCAAAGCGGUCGAGCAGGUCGUAGAGGAUUUUGGAAAGCUGGAUGUGGCGAUCGCGAAUGCUGGAGUAUGCAUAGAGGGCGGUAUUUUGGAGCAGACUCCAGAGCAGUUCCAUAAGCAGACUGAUAUCAACUACUUUGGCGUUUUCCACGUCGCCAAGGCUGCCGGAGAGGUGUUCCAAAAACAAGGGCGCGGCAACCUGAUCAUCACCAGCUCCAUGUCGGCGCACAUUGUCAACGUGCCAGUCGACCAGGGCGCCUACAAUGCUUCCAAAGCCGCCUGCACAAUGCUUGGCAAAUGCCUUGCUAGGGAAUGGAGAGCGUUCGCUCGGGUGAAUAUGGUCUCGCCAGGUUUCUUCCAGACCGACAUGGGAGCCAGACCUCAAAUACUGCAAGAAGCUUACAGGAUGGCCGUACUGGGAAGACAAGGCGAUACGCGCGAGCUAAAGGGCAUCUACCUUUACCUCGCUUCCGACGCUUCCACGUACACUACCGGUUCGGACUUUGUCGUGGAUGGCGGGUACAUCCUCUCGUAG